This is a messenger RNA of Paramuricea clavata, 1214 nucleotides long. Lineage: Eukaryota; Metazoa; Cnidaria; Anthozoa; Malacalcyonacea; Plexauridae. The record is from the annotation of a GenBank genome assembly.
AUGAAUUCGCAAGGCGAUCGUACAUUAUUUGGCCGUAUUCCCGAGAAGAAUGUAUAUUUUCUCAUCGACACUUCUGGCUCAAUGUAUCAUCAGCUGGGAUUUGUUAAAAGCCAUCUUAUCGAGGUAGAGUUUCGAAGUUUUUACUGACAUGUAGAUGUGAUUUUUAUAGAACUAUAUUUUCAAGAAUUUAACGGUUAGGUAUAAAGGGUUUAAUAUAUUUUUCUAAGUUUAAUAUUAAUCCAUUAAGUCGCAAUCCACCUCAAUGUUUCCCUCUAUUUACUUCAUGGGAGAGUGUUACAAAGUUACUGUAAGUCUUAUUAAAGAAGUUAUCUAGCCUAUCAGCCAAAGUUUAGGUUAACUGAGUAAGCCACACAAUAUGACCCAGCUGUUAGGGGUACACUACAUAACACUUUAAAUUAUAAUAGUCUAUAGUUGUAUCCAAAGUUUUUCUCUUGCAAAACCCUUUAAGCUCUAUUGUGGUUUAGCCGUACAAUUAAUUGUGAAACAUGCUAUAAGUUGUACAAUUAAUUGUGAAAUGGAUUAAUAACCCAAUGAGUGCAUGGCAGAAUUCAUCACUUGACGAGUAAAAUUGUCUGGUGUUAGAGAGAGUAAAAUAAUAAAGUAGGCAGCAUCAGGGCACAAUGCAACUCAGUGGGUUAACUAGACACAUGGGCAGAUAGGCCAGUUAACCCAUUAAGUGCCAGCGCUCUCCCCUUGAUGAGUAAAAUUGUCUGGCAUUAGACAGAGUAAAAUAAUAAAGUAGGCCGCAUCAGGGCGCAAUGUGACUCAAUGGGUUAACCUGUUGAAUAGCUGCACUCUUUAAUUCCUUUGACGAUUAAAAUCAUCUGGCAUUAGACAGAGUAAAAUGAUAAGAUAGGGUGCAUUAGAUAUUUGCAAUCUCUAAUGCAUAAUACAUACUGUGUGUUUCUACAUUUUGUUAGGUUCUCACAAAGCGAGCUGUCCUCUCACAAGAUACCAUGUUCAAUAUAAUUGAAUUCAAUGAACGCACAAAUAAAUGGGCCGAUAGCCUCAUUCAAUGUGAUACAGAGACAGUCAACAUUGCCUCUCAAUGGAUUAGCAAUCUUACUUGCGGUACAUCAACCGACACUAUGACCGCCCUGCUCCUAGCAUUUAACGACCCUGCCACUGAAGCAGUCUACAUGGUGACCGACGGGCUACCAGACCAGCGUCCGUCGGUUAUCCUGGAGAACUGA